Messenger RNA from Laetiporus sulphureus 93-53, 861 nucleotides. RefSeq lists its product as uncharacterized. The transcript is spliced from 6 exons. NCBI's taxonomy places the organism in Eukaryota, Fungi, Basidiomycota, Agaricomycetes, Polyporales, Laetiporaceae. The record is from RefSeq and is a predicted model, not a curated record. Bases 1 to 861 code for a protein of 286 amino acids.
AUGGGCGUCGCCAUGAAAAGGCCGAGUACGAGCGAGUGGGAUGAGAGCGAUACGAGUGAGGAGUGGGAUUGGGAGGAGAGUGAGGGGGAGGGGAAGGGCCCUGGAGACUCAAUGUACCACGAUUACAGGCAGAUGCAAAGGAUGACAUUUUUGGUGAGCAAGCUCAAGGAGCAGGAGGAGAUGAUGAAGAAGGAGAUGGGGAGGGUGAUGGAGUUGAUGGAAAGGUUGGGGGUUAGGAGGGAGGAGGAGCAGGAGGAAGGGAAAGGAGAGGCGGAGGAGUUUGGGAUUGAUUGUCAUGAUUUGAGUUUGGAGAAUGUGUUUGUAGAUGAGCAGGACCAUUCCAAGAUCGCAUGCAUCAUCGACUGGGAAGUGACAAUGACCCGCCCCCCUCUGGGCAUGUGCACACAUCUCCACCUUCCUGCAAUCCUCCCCCUUCACUGCCAAGAUCUUCCAUACCACGAGCGAGAAGCUCGCACAGUGACCCUGGGCUGGGACCAUCAACAGGUGGCCAGUCAACCUCGUGCAGAUCAUGGGGGAGUAGCUGCACCACGAGGCAGGUGGGGUGCAGCUGUGCAUGAGGAGGAGGAGAAGGAGUGGUUUAGGAGCUAUGUGCAGGAGGGGGAGGAGGAGGGGGGAGAGGACAUCAGUGAGGACUUGGCCAGGCUCACCGGUGUCAGGUGGGGGUGGAAUGAAGAAGGGCGUGAUGGAGGUGCCUGGGCACCCGCUGUGCCAUUGGUGAAGAAGGUGGUGGAGGUGGAGAAGGAGUGGGAGAAGGAGUUGGUGCCUGCAGAGGAUAUUGGUGGGGGGGUGGGAAGAUGGGGAUGGGAGGGUGAGGUUGAAGAGGAGGUGGGAGGGACUUGA